AAGUGCAAAUGCAAAAUGUACCCUCAAUGAAAGACUGUAAAUGCAAACAGAAGGCAGUGCAUAAUUGUUACAUUCAAAUUCAGCUUUAUCCCAUAUUGCAAGAGGAUCCCCAAUUUCAACAACAAUGACAACAAUCUUCGUGUAUUUGUUCAACUUCACUUGGUCAGUGGCACUCAAAAAAGACAUUUUGGCUUUGGUGUAAUUUACUGAUUCUGGCCUCGCUGGCCUGUUACUAACCGAGCAGUUAUUGACCGUUAGCUACCGCUCAGUUAGCAGCUAGCGAAGGUUAGCUAAAAUGAUGAAUAACGGUAACUGUUAACAUCUAGCUCAACGGUUUAUAGAUAUUUUUUAUGAUUUCCGGAAACCAUAUUGAAUGCCCCUGUAUCUGCACUCGUCGAAUGGAUUGUUGUGAAGAUGGACAGCCACACAGUCGACCCACAGACUCGAUUGCGGGUGAAAUUGGGCGUAAUUCGGUCGUUCGGGCGGCCCGCGACCAAGCCGUAACCGGCGACCCCAGAGCGCUGCACCAUCUGACCGCCAUGGAAAAGACCUGCCAGGUGUCCCCUUACUUUGGCAAGAUCCAGAAAGACGUCCAGCCAUACAUGCGGAGGAUUCUAGCAGUAUGGAUGUUUCGGGUGUGUGAGGAGCAGAAAUGUGAGCAGGAGGUGUUUCCGCUGUCGGUGCAUUACCUGGACUGUUACCUGAGCCGUUAUGCCAUCGAAAAGUCCAAGCUGCAGCUUUUAGGGGCUGUUUGCAUGUUCCUGGCCUCCAAAAUGAGAGAGACCGUUCCUCUGACUGCCAGCAAGCUUUGUAUCUACACAGACAACUCCAUCUCAGUCUCAGACAUCCUGCAGUGGGAGGUGGCCGUGGUCUCCAGGUUAGACUGGUGUCUGGCCUCUGUGGUACCCUCUGACUUCCUGGAGCCGAUUCUUCACGCUCUCCCCUUUGUUUGGCCCCACCACCUUCCAAACAUGUGCAGGCAUGUUCACGCUUAUAUUGCUCUUGCAGCCACUGACUGCAGGUUUUCACUGCUCUUACCCUCCACUGUUGCAUGUGCCUGUGUGAGCAUUGCGGCGCAGAGGCUAAAGUUAGUGGAUGCCGCCGUCGCCUCCAAUUGGCUUUUGAAGUUUUUGGCUAAUCUUUUGUCCAUUGAUCUGAGCUCUGUCCUCCUCUGCUAUGACCAGCUAGGGAGUGUGUUGGAGAUCAGCCUGCCCACUUGUUUCCAGGCUGGUGUUUGCAGAUCCAGAGCACAUAGCUCAAAGAUCAGCUACACUCCUGCUGACAUUCAGGAUGUUGUGUUGACACCAGUGGCAUCAAGCUGCAAUACUCCUCCCUGCCACGAAUGUCAAAAAUGAUCUGUCAUCUUACAGUCAUGAGACAGAGCAUGAAGCCUAAAUACCAGGAGAAAUGUGUCCAAAUGCCAUUUUGCCUUCAUCUUAAUUGUUCUUUGUAUGUUGAAUAUUUUGGCGAUGCCUCUGCAAUGUGCGUGGAGCUACUGCAGUUAGAAAAAUCCCAUUGCUGCAUAUUUUAAGUAUUGUUGCAGUUGCUAAAGCAGCUUUGUAAGCCUUUCGUUAAUAUUUAGCCGCGUCACUUUUUUGGUGAUACUGACAGUUGAAUUGCACUGAAUCCUAAUAGCAAUGUUUGCACAUUUUAUAUGUUAUAUCUUCUAUACAUAUGUAUGUGGCAGUUUAUCUGGAUUCACUGAAAAUGUUAUGUUAGCUUUGUAUCCGGACAGUUUUUGAAUAGAUGUUUCUGCAUGAUUUCAAUACAGUCUGGAUUUCCAUUGUGACUAUGAAGCAAUACUGUUAAACUAGGACAGAAAACAUUCAAAUGUAGAUCACAAACAACACAAGCUAGUACUGUCCUGUUUUUUGUCUUUUUUUAAUGAUCUCCUUAUCCCGGUCACAUGGCAGAUCACAGUCAUAUAAACGAUAAGCCAGAAACUUUGGCAAACAUGUUUUUGUUUCCAUUUCUGUUAAAAAAUAUUAAUAGAGGCUGCAUAGAAAGAAAAACAGCAAUGAAGUGCCCAAAUGCACAGUGUUGUACAAAAAAAAUGAACCAAAUUGCAUUUUUGGUCCGUCUUCCUGAUGGCUAACAGCAUUUUUUUCCCCCAUCACUUCACAAGGGACAGAUUACAGGUGACAACAGCAUACAUGCAGUCUUUCUAUUCCCCAUCAGCCUCAUAGUGUGGUAAAAACCAUAAUCAUAAAUAACUGAAAAAAAUCUAGAUUACACAUUCCAGUUUCUGAACAACAGCAUGAUUGCAGACACUGCGUUACGCAACUUCUGUUACAUGAACUAAAUACCUGCAUGAAAGCUGAUAAUUUUUAUUGUUAUCAAGUUUCAGUGGCCCAAUAAAGUGCACCGACUGUUGCUGUAAUUUAACGCCAGACAUGCCAGUCCAAUUAAGUAACUCAAGUGUGCAGCAUGAAAUUUCAUACUCAAACAAACACAACAUAUUGAUCGAUGUACCUGUAAACAACAGGAGGUAUUUCAUAAAGCAGAAUUAGUAAGCCAACCAGAAAACUGUAAAACAUUGUAUGAAAUAUCUUGUGAAACUUAAUCAGUGAUUCAUGAUUUAAACCUAGUAAGUUUUGUUUGAGUCACCAAAAUGCAGCAUUUUAACAGAUGGCUAAACUUCUGAUCCAACAUUGUGAACCACUGUUCCACCCCAGGUGUCACGAUAUUUUAAAUAAAAUUUUAAAGUUCAGUGCACCUGAGGUCCAUGACUGAUGUUGAAAAUCCAGUUGAAAGGUUACACAUUAAGCACGUCCCACAUUAUACACAGUAGUUAUAAAGUAGUUAGCUGGGGUUCAAAGCUCACUUUCAAACACACUAUUGGUUUUCAAAUUUCAGUUUGUGACGUUCAAAGACCUAUAAAGUGCCUUUCAAGCUCCACCUUCAUGUCAAACUGCCACCUGCGCACAUGUAUCAUUGUAGCCUUGGAAGCCAAAGCAGGUUCUACUGGUUUGGGUUGAUGUGUGUCACGAUUAUCAUUCAAGUAAUUAUCCAAACGUCAUUUUAAGAAAAAAAAAAAAAAACAA
Molecule: messenger RNA, 3044 nt
Organism: Scatophagus argus
Lineage: Eukaryota; Metazoa; Chordata; Actinopteri; Scatophagidae
Gene: ccnd3
Product: cyclin D3
Exons: 5
Coding region: 351-1355 (334 amino acids)
Biological process (GO): positive regulation of G1/S transition of mitotic cell cycle; regulation of cyclin-dependent protein serine/threonine kinase activity; mitotic cell cycle phase transition
Cellular component (GO): cytoplasm; cyclin-dependent protein kinase holoenzyme complex; nucleus
Molecular function (GO): cyclin-dependent protein serine/threonine kinase regulator activity
Source: RefSeq, a predicted model, not a curated record